AGACUCUUCACAUGAAGUUGUUUCUUCCAAUAAAAUUCAAGCCAAGAGCAACAGAACAAUGCCAGAGCAACAUCCUUUGUCAAUUUUAUUGCAAGAAAAAAAUUCCCAGCCUGAGCCUAUGUCUCCUCAUAGCAAUGAAACUGGUUUAUCAACAGAAAGAGAGUAUGACGCAUUAAAGAAGAAUUUAGCCAAUAUCUGUAUCACAUUAGCUGGAAAUGUUGAAGUCAUAUCUCAAUUGAAUGAUUCUCUUUUCUCACUGGAGUGUAUUCCUGAAGCAGUACAUAUUGCAGUUCAGAAUACUUGUCUUUCUCCUUAUGACAGAGCUAAUAAAUUAGUUUAUUCAUUAUUGUCAAUACUUAAGACCCAUUCUAAUCCUGGUGGUGUGUUCUUGUCUUUCAUUACUUCAUUAAAUGAAGUUGGUCUAACUGUAAUUUCUGAUAGACUAUCAAAUGACCAAAGUAAAUAA
Molecule: messenger RNA, 466 nt
Organism: Amphimedon queenslandica
Lineage: Eukaryota; Metazoa; Porifera; Demospongiae; Haplosclerida; Niphatidae
Exons: 2
Coding region: 59-466 (135 amino acids)
Source: RefSeq, a predicted model, not a curated record